UAAUACACAGGUCGCACAGUGCAGGGAGUCUUCAUGACUCAUGGCAUACCCAGAUUGAUGUGCGGAACCAAUUGCACAACCUUGGUCGUUCGAAGCUUCAUAUCCAUAGUACUCAUAAAGAUUUCAUGAGUGACGACGUCAUUUAUGAUUUCACGGCUUAGAAACAAGGUCGGCGAUUCAGUGGUUACCUCAUGUUAUACACAAGAAGGUGAGAAAGACGCAGAACCUCAAAUAAGAUAGGUGGUUACACGUAAAGCACAUCAAACACCGACAGAAGAGGUGGGAUCACGCACGACGAAGAUAGCGUACCUGUGUUUCCCCCUUUAAUAAGUUGCCGCAAGCACGAUUGGAGGCCAUCAAAAAAUCGCCCAUACCAGCAUAUGAUGUCUCAGCCGAUGAUCAUACUUUAUGAUGUGCCAUCCAAUAUCCCGCAACCUUGGGCCCCAAAUAUCUGGCGAGUACGAUUGAUACUCAAUUAUAAACGGCUCCCCUACCGCACUGCUUGGGUAGAAUUUCCAGACGUCGAGGAAACCCUCCACGGCAUCGGGGCUCAACCAACGUCUGUUAAAAAUGAUGGUCGACCUGUCUUCUCUCUCCCAGUCAUUGUGGAUCCUAUCAGGUCCCCGCAAGCCCCCGUAGUCCUUUCAAAUGCGAAUAACAUUGCUGAGUAUUUGGAGGUCACUUACCCAGGCCAGUACACCCUUCUAUCUGCGAUCCUUGCACCUAAACGAAUUGCAGCGCGUCAAGUAUUUCCAGAGGGAUCUCGUGCACUGCAGGCACUGUUUGUGCACUUCAUCCAAGAGAUAUUCGUGAAGCCACUGCUCCUUAUCAUGGUACCUCUUAGUCACCAACGUUUGCCGGAGCGCAGCCAGAAUCAUUUUCGCAGCGGGACAACACCUAGUUAUCUUGACGUUCCUCUAGACCGAGAGCAGGCUUGGAGGGCAGUUCAAGAGCAAUUCGAUUUUCUGGCGAAUAUUCUUCAGAAGAACUCAGGCACGGACGGCGAUGGUGUAGUUGCUAUGGGCCAUGAACUCACCUAUGCUGACUUCGCCAUCGUGUCUGUGCUGAUUUGGAUAGAGAAAGUGGCUCCACAUGAUGGCUGGAUGAGGAUUCGGCAGUGGAAUGGAGGGCGGUGGGGGAAUUUAUGGGAAAGGUGCAAGAGCUAUAUGGAUGUAUUUUAAUCGCCAUGAUGAUCG
This is a messenger RNA of Suillus paluster, 1196 nucleotides long. RefSeq lists its product as uncharacterized. The transcript is spliced from 2 exons. The record is from RefSeq and is a predicted model, not a curated record. NCBI's taxonomy places the organism in Eukaryota, Fungi, Basidiomycota, Agaricomycetes, Boletales, Suillaceae. The coding region runs from base 381 to 1181 and encodes 266 amino acids.